AUGUCUGGUAACUUCCUGGACCCCAAGGCCAUGCUGGACCCCCGCCAGCGGUCUCUCAGCGAAGCCGGCACUGUCUCUUCAGUUGGCGACAACUCAACCGUCGUGCCCAGUCUCAACCAACAAUCUCCGGAUGAAAAGGGCAUCAAGUUUCCUCCUGUUCCUGUUCCUGUCUCCAACAAUGCUCCCUUCUCUCACACUCCCGAUGACCUCAACGAGCUCCUCAACCCCAAAUCUCUCGACAAACUCAGAAGUUUUGGUGGUCUGCAGGGUCUGGCGCAAAGUCUCAAUGUGGAUGUAAACGCCGGUCUCAGCGUGGAUGAACUUCAAACACAAAACGCUUCAUCCAAUGAGAGAAUCCGUAUCUACGGUCGCAACCAGCUCCCUGCCAAGAAGCCAAAGUCAAUCUGGCGAUUAGCUUGGAUCACCUUCCAGGAAGCGGUUUUGGUCCUCUUGACGGUGGCUGGUACCAUCUCCCUUGCCCUUGGUCUCUACGAGACAUUCGGAACGACCCAUGCGCCUGACGACCCUACACCUGUUGAUUGGGUUGAGGGUGUCGCCAUUCUCGCUGCCGUUGCCAUCGUCGUUGUUGUUGCCUCUCAUAACGAUUGGCAGAAAGAAAAGGCCUUUGUCAAGCUCAACACCAAGAAGGAUGAUCGUGAGGUCAAGGUUCUUCGAUCUGGCAAGUCAAUGCUCAUCAAUGUCGCUGAUAUCGUUGUUGGCGAUGUCAUUUACCUCGAGCCUGGUGACUUGAUCCCUGUCGACGGUAUCUUCAUCGAUGGACACAACGUCAAGUGCGACGAGUCUACCGCUACUGGCGAGUCAGACGCUUUGAAGAAGACUCCUGGUGCAAAAGCAUUCACACCCGACCCCAACAGUACUAAGGAGGCUGAUCCAUUCAUCAUCUCCGGUGCAAAGGUCCUUGAAGGUAUGGGCACAUUCAUGUGUACUUCAGUCGGUGUCAACAGCAGUUUUGGUAAGAUCAUGAUGUCUGUCCGCACAGACAUCGAGUCUACUCCCCUUCAGAAGAAGCUUGAGAAGCUGGCUGUCGCCAUUGCCCAGCUCGGUGGUGGUGCUUCAGUUCUCAUGUUCUUCAUCCUUCUUUUCCGCUUCUGCGCCAAUCUUCCUGGCGAUGAUCGACCCGCUGAGGAGAAGGCCUCGACAUUUGUCGACCUCCUUGUCGUUGCCAUUGCUAUCAUUGCUGUCGCCGUUCCUGAGGGUCUUCCACUUGCUGUCACACUUGCACUUGCUUUCGCUACCACUCGUCUUCUCAAGGAGAACAACUUGGUCCGAGUCCUCCGAGCUUGUGAGACUAUGGGUAACGCUACUUGUAUUUGUUCUGACAAAACAGGAACUCUGACGACGAACAAAAUGACGGUCACAGCUGGUCGCUUCGGUUCCUCCACAUUUACCUCCGACAUUCCCUCAUGGGCAUCUAGCCUUCCCGCCGACAGCAAGAAGCUCAUCACCCAAUCCGUCGCCAUAAACUCCACCGCCUUCGAAGGCGAGGAAGAAGGUGUCGCCACCUUUAUCGGUUCCAAGACCGAAACCGCUCUGCUCCAACUCGCCAAGGACCAUCUCGGUAUGCAGUCUCUUGCCGAAGCACGCGCCAACGAAACUAUUGUUGUUAUCGAACCCUUCGACUCAGCCAGGAAGUACAUGACUGCUGUGAUUAAGACACCUACUGGUUGCCGACUUCUCAUCAAGGGUGCUUCUGAGAUUGUGCUUGGAUACUGCAAGACUCAAUUCGACCCUUCCAACGGCAACGUCGAUGCUUUGGAUCGUAAGGCUGCUGAGAAUGCUAUCAAUGCUUUCGCCGAAAAGUCCCUUCGCACAAUCGGCAUGGCCUACAAGGACUUUGCUGAGACUCCCGACCUCGAGAACCUCAGUGAUUUGACUCUUCUCGGCAUCGUCGGUAUUCAAGACCCUGUCCGUCCUGGUGUCCCCGAAGCUGUUCAGAACGCCCGCCGCGCUGGAGUUGUCACCCGAAUGGUCACUGGCGACAACAUCGUCACCGCUCGUGCUAUCGCUACUGAAUGUGGUAUCUUCACUGACGGUAUUGUCAUGGAGGGUCCCGAGUUCCGCAAGCUCUCCGAAGAAGAACUCGACCGUGUCAUCCCUCGCCUUCAAGUCCUGGCCCGUUCAUCACCCGACGACAAGCGCAUCUUGGUUACUCGCCUCAAGGUUCUCGGCGAGACAGUCGCUGUGACUGGUGAUGGCACAAACGAUGCACCUGCGCUCAAGGCAGCUGACAUCGGCUUUUCUAUGGGUAUCUCCGGCACUGAAGUUGCCAAGGAGGCUUCUGAGAUUAUCCUCAUGGACGACAACUUUGCUUCGAUUAUCACUGCUUUGAAGUGGGGACGUGCUGUCAACGAUGCUGUGCAGAAGUUCCUCCAGUUUCAGAUUACUGUCAACAUCACCGCAGUUAUCCUUUCCUUUGUUACAUCCAUGUACAACCCGGACAUGGAGCCUGUGCUCAAGGCUGUGCAGCUUCUAUGGAUCAACCUGAUCAUGGACACUAUGGCUGCCCUUGCCCUCGCCACCGAUCCUCCUACUGAUGACAUCCUCGACCGACCUCCACAGCCCAAGUCCGCGCCGCUCAUCACCAUGAACAUGUGGAAGAUGAUCAUCGGCCAAUCAAUCUUUCAGCUGGUUGUCGUUCUCGUUCUCUACUUUGCCGGCGGCGCCAUCCUCAACUACGACACGAGCCUCGAGGCUGAGAAGCUCCAACUAGACACCAUCAUCUUCAAUGUCUUCGUCUGGAUGCAGAUCUUCAACGAACUCAACUGCCGACGCCUCGACAACAAGUUCAACGUCUUUGUUGGUAUUCACCGCAACCUGUUCUUCGUCUUCAUCAACUGCAUCAUGAUCGGACUCCAGAUCGCCAUCGUCUUUGUUGGUAACCGCGUUUUUGACAUCGAUCCCAACGGUCUUGAUGGUGUGCAGUGGGCCAUCUCCAUCAUUAUCGCUGCCUUCAGUCUGCCUUGGGGCGUACUGGUCAGGAUUUUCCCCGAUGAGUGGUUCGCCAAGAUUGUUUACUUUGUUGCGCCACCAUUUGUUGCUUCAUAUGGCUGGAUGGUCAAUGUUUGGGACAAGUUCGCCAGACUGUUCAAGAAGUCUAAGAAGGAAGAUAGUGAGAAUGAUGGAUCUUCUAUGGAAGGCGGCAAGGAGAAGUCUACUACAUCGGGCCCAAUGAUUGUUGAGCCUCACAGGGGUUAA
Fusarium pseudograminearum CS3096 is the source of this 3216-nucleotide messenger RNA. RefSeq lists its product as uncharacterized. The record is from RefSeq and is a predicted model, not a curated record. Gene Ontology annotation, biological process: intracellular calcium ion homeostasis; calcium ion transmembrane transport. NCBI's taxonomy places the organism in Eukaryota, Fungi, Ascomycota, Sordariomycetes, Hypocreales, Nectriaceae. The transcript is spliced from 3 exons. The coding region runs from base 1 to 3216 and encodes 1071 amino acids. Gene Ontology annotation, cellular component: membrane; intracellular membrane-bounded organelle. Gene Ontology annotation, molecular function: ATP hydrolysis activity; ATP binding; P-type calcium transporter activity.